CGUCGGGCUCAGCCGCGGGCCUGGCUGUGCCCCCGCUGGGGGCCGACGACAGCCCCAACCCCGCCAUUCCCUCUCGGGCCCGGCUCUGCCGCCAGCCUGCCGCAGUGUGCUGGUGCAUCUCCCGUUAAACGCAGCCAGCGCAGCCUCCCCCUGGCCGCCAGCCGCAGCCGCAGCCUCAGCCCCGAGCCAGACAAUAGCCCCCACGUGGAUCGCCUCGCACCGCGGCUCCGCCGCCCCCUCCCCGCGCCAGCCCAGCCCAGCCCAGCCCAGCCGCGCCCGGGGAAGGCGCGGGCCGAGGUGCUGCUCCUCCGCUGGGGGCGGGCUGGGGCACUGCUGCCGCUGGGGACGGAGCAGCUGCGGAGGAGGCGGCGGCGGCGCAGCUCGAGGAGCGGAGGGAGCCCGAGCCCCCCCGGCGUGGCACUGAUCCGGGCUUUUGCUCCAGGAAGUGACCAUGGCAGGUCUGCAUGAGCUGCGAUUCACCGAGGAGAAGCCGCUGCUGCGUGGGCAGGACACUGAGCUGGAGAACUCGGAUGCCUUCCUUUCAGCAGUGGACACAGACUGGAAGGAGCAUGAUAUUGAGACCCCAUAUGGGUUGCUUCAUGUGGUUAUUCGGGGGUCCCCAAAAGGAAAUCGCCCAGCCAUCCUGACCUACCAUGAUGUUGGACUCAACCAUAAGCUGUGCUUCAACACCUUCUUCAACUAUGAGGACAUGCAGGAGAUCACCAAGCACUUUGUGGUGUGUCACGUGGAUGCACCAGGACAGCAGGCUGGAGCAUCUCAGUUCCCACAGGGGUACCAGUAUCCAUCCAUGGACCAGUUGGCUGCCAUGUUACCUAGUGUGGUUCAGCAUUUUGGGUUCAAGUAUGUGAUCGGAAUUGGCGUGGGGGCAGGAGCCUACGUUCUGGCCAAGUUUGCUCUGAUCUUCCCAGACCUGGUCGAAGGGCUUGUCCUGAUGAACAUUGACCCCAAUGGCAAAGGCUGGAUUGACUGGGCAGCCACCAAGCUGUCUGGCCUAACCAGCUCUCUGCCUGACACUGUACUAUCUCAUCUCUUCAGCCAGGAAGAGCUGGUGAACAACACAGAGCUGGUGCAGAGCUAUCGGCAGCAGAUCAGCAGUGUGGUGAACCAGUACAACCUGCAGCUGUUCUGGAACAUGUACAACGGCCGCAGAGAUCUGGACAUUAACCGGCCUGGGACUGUCCCCAAUGCCAAAACACUCCGCUGUCCUGUGAUGCUGGUGGUGGGAGACAACGCACCUGCUGAAGAUGGGGUGGUGGAGUGUAACUCUAAGCUGGACCCAACCAAUACGACUUUCCUGAAGAUGGCUGACUCCGGUGGGCUCCCACAGGUCACACAGCCUGGAAAACUGACCGAAGCCUUUAAGUACUUCCUGCAAGGGAUGGGCUACAUUGCUUACUUGAAGGACCGGAGGCUGAGUGGAGGAGCAGUGCCCUCAGCCAGCAUGACUCGCCUGGCCCGCUCCCGCACUGCCUCUCUCACCAGCGCCAGCUCGGUGGAUGGCGCCCGCCCACGGGCCUGCACCCAUUCGGAGAGCAGUGAGGCCAUGGGGCAGAUCAACCACACCAUGGAAGUAUCAUGUUGAGGCUUUCGGUACUGGCACCGUCUCUGCCUCCCCUCCCUCCUCCACUGGAGCCAUUUAGCAUUGUUCUGCAUCAAGUUGCCAUCCCAACUGCCAUCCCGCGCAGCGUCUGAUGGUCCCUCUGUCAGGGUUCCCUUCCCUUUGUUGCUGGUUUCUUUUUUUUAUUUCUUCAUUUUAAUCUGUUAGGAAAAAACCCUGGGGGUGAGGGAAAGCAUCACUCGAACACCGACAGCACAGACCAUCCCUAGCAGUAGCUGUGACACUGACCCAGUGAAGUUACCGUGUUGUCAGUCAAGCAGUGACGAAUCUCUCAAUGGGCUGGUACAUAGGUUUCUUCCAUGCAAUUGGCUUGGGAGCUGUGGCAGACAUGGGCUUUAUUUCCCCUUUCCCCCGCGUACUUCACUGGUAGAAGCUGAAGGUGGAAAUGGGACAGCCAAGUGUCCCAAAAUGAGGUGGUUGUGGGUUCUGCGCUGCUGCUUAUGGGCCUUACAGGCUGGAUUCCCUAAGCAAAGGCUGCAGUUGGGAAAGGACAUGGAGCCUGCAGGCUGAGAUGGGGCAUGAUACCCCACGUCCACGUGCCAACUGUCACUGAGGGGCCUAUCCCAAUUCAGUCUUGCCCAGUGAGGGAGUGGGGGAUACAACGAUCUGUCAGGAGUCCUGUUUUCUUAGUCAAACAUCAAAUUAAGUACUUCAAGGGCCACUCCCAGUCACAACCAUCUUGUGCUUUCUGAUCACCCUCCCUGAGGGGAGUUGACCAGAACCAUCUAAAAGCAUGCACCUCUAUUGCUUGAGCUAAAAGACUGUCCAGCUUAAUCUACUCUGGUACUGGCCAGAAUCUUGACUUCUUGAUAUUAAAUAGCUCCAUGUUAAAGGCCAGGCAACUCUUGAACUGCUACUCCAGUCACUAGAGAGAGACCAGAACCCAUACCACAGAAACAUGACUUCCCUCCCCAUGUUACUGAUGUUACUAUGUGGCUGGAUGAAGACACCCAUGGGAUCAGGGGCCAAUUUCAGUGAGCACUGGAAACAUGUCUGUAGGCUGGGACAAGUCCAAGAGGGCAGAUUUGAGCAGGCUCAUCCUGGGUGCAUCUGCUCAAACUUCGCUUAUUUGCUCACUGUUCUGUGCACUUAAGACCAUGAAGGGAGGUGACUGGCAUGUGUGAGGGGACAGUCCACCCCAGGAAGGCUGCUGCCUUGAUGUCACUGGGAUUUCGUCUUAAUCCCCCUGAAAAUGUUUGCCGGCCAGCGCAAAAUAACCUGGUACAGAUGGACCUCAAAAGCAUGUACUAGGAACCCUGCCCAUCCAGAACAGGAAGUUGAAUUGUUUAAAGCAGGAAGUGACAUGUCAGGAGGAUGGGGCAUUAGCCCCUCCCCUACAACCCCACCCAAAAAGUGCUAGGGGGUGAGCUCUAUAGAAGCCUGUAAUGAAAAUAGCAAUAUGUCACUGAAUAGAGAACUUGAGGUGCACUUGGAGACCCAUUCCCAUAGGCCGAGGGCUGCCAGGAAAGGGUCAGUCCCCUUCCAGUUCCAACAAACUGGAGGAGGCCCCAGCUGUACCAAUGGCUCUGGAUGUAGCGUGGGAAUGAGCAAGCCCUGGUAUAAGCCCCUGCUGGAAACACAGCCAGGUCCGGGGCUCCCAAGGGACCAUGGCCACUCCUAAGCUUGGGUCACCUUGUCUGUGGCUCACUCCUGCCUCUCCCCACAUCCUGCUAAUGAGUGUUUCGCAAGAAGGACAAUCAAUGACAGCAACCAAAAACAGACUCCCCUGGACCCUAGGCUCAGCCUUACUGCCUGCCCCCCAUACAGAGCAGAGGGUCUGGCUGGGUGGGUGGCAGAGCAGGAAGGCUCUGCUGAGGCCAGAAGCUGGAGAGGACUGUGAUGUGGGGACUGAUAAUGGCACUUUCCACAAUGGGGGCUCCCAGGAUUCCUCUCUCACUCUGUGGGGUGGCUGCAGCUUGGCCAGACACUCCUGGGGAGGCCUUGUGGUUCUGUGUGCUUGAAUCUAUGAUACCUGGUGAUGGUCACAUCUAUGGCCCUAACACUGGAACAGCACGGUCAGACAGCUUUUGGGCUGCUGCUGGUACAGCACAACAAGGUGCCCUGUGUGGCCGAGACCUGUAGGCAGGAAGCAGGGGAAAUAAUUAACAAUGCCUGGGGGGGGAGGUACUUACAUCCUCUGUGGCAUCUUGCAGACCUCACUGAUGGCUUGUUCUCAUGCUCACCUUGCCACAGGGGGUGGGGAACAAGCUUGCAGGUGGCCAACUGCAUGAAGCCAGCAGGCCAGGACUGUACAUGAAGCAGAUGCAGAAGGGCCAUUUCGAGGCCUGCGGUCCAUCACAGAAACAUCUGCAUGGGGUCCCUUGCGGAACCAACCCAAAGGGGGUGGGGUGGAGUGGGAGGGUCGUGCUUUGCUUCAUGUCCCAGGCUUUGGCUAGGUUAGUUCCAAGAGAGCGGGCAGGAGGCCAUGGUUCCUUCUGGCUCCUCCUUGUUAGCAGACCCCUAGUGGAGGUCAGAUAGGCUUGGUGCUGGGAGACAUGGGAAUGGCAAAGCUCUGCAUCUGUGAUGUUUCUGUUGUGGCUUUAUCGCACUCCUGCCCACAAGGCAUCUCUGCUUGGCGGGGCUAAAGCAGAAGUCAUGUCCCCACAGGCAGCAGGCGGCGGGGCCUCUGGGGAGGCCUCUCUUCCUCUGAGGUAGGCAGCUCUGGCUGAGCACAGGAUCAGUGUGUCCCGGGCUGCGCGCCAGCUUGUUUUGUUCGCCAUUAGCACACAUUAAUAUGUUGUGACUUAGGCAGCCUGUACCCACUGCUGAGUGGGCAGGAAACUGCGGUUGUUGCUCUGGUGCCAGCAUCACUAUGGUGAGGAACCAAGGCAGGCAGGAACCAGCAUGUAGGAGGACAACUGCUUCUGCACCUGUCCCCAGCUCCUGGAGGGAACCCUGUUGUCAAGGCUGAAGGCCCACUCCGCCACCAGCACCCUCCACUCCCAUGGCGUCCAACCCAUUUCUCGCUCAGCACUCUGGGCUGAGCAUUUGUCAAGGGCUUAAUUCUUCCUGGGAUCUGUGAUUUGAUCCAUCCCUCGUAGGUAUGGGCCAUGUAUGUUUGUUAUCCAGCCAGGGCUAAAGUGGCAGGGGUGGGUUUGUUCUUUUGCACACAGGAUGUUAUCACCAACCACACUGUACCUGAUCCAUAGCCUGCUUUCUGCUUGUAUGUGCUUCAUAUCACAGUGACAGUGGGGAAUAGCAUUCAGAUCCUCUUGCCCCAGAAACCCAGCCCACGCACAUGAGCUGAAACACAAUCUCCAUCAACAACUAACAGUACAGAGCCUAUGGCAUGCAACAGCAGCUCAGGCCUUGCUGGUCCCUGGCAUGGGAGCCAGCUUGUUCUGGUGUUUUCUCACGCCUGUGAAGAUUUGCCUCCGAGCAAUGCUGACUGGAAUGCCCUGAGCAGGAGGGCAGGGCCCUGGGGAAAGGUGAUCAUACUUUAUAGGUAAGGGCUGCCUAAAUACCAUGUCAGUCCCCCAGUGUCACUUGCCCCCUACCCUCCAGGGUGCCUCCACCCCUGAUCACAACAAAACCAGGCUUCUGCAGCUCAUCAUCAGCUCUUUACACAUCCAGUGUGUGGGGCUGCUUUGCCCAGACAAAAAUAGUUCUGUUACCCAUUUCCUGGGAUGGGGAGUGAGGUAGCCGUAUUAUUGGGAGGUAAGAGAAGCAAGUGUAGGCCCAGUGUAUUACUCAUGUUCUCCGUGCUAUCUCAGCUUGAGGCCCCACAGGAAGAGUGAGGGCAGAACCUUGUUACUUGCCCCUGUUCACAAACCUCUGUAUGGCGUUAGGUGCCAGGAUGAGAUGACUCCUCUGCCUCAUGUGCUUUCACCCGGGCAAAGGAAGGUGAAACUGGUUUGGACAAGGACUAGCAAGGUCCAUGAGGCCUUUAUCUGGCACCAUUCUUAACUGUUUCAGGUGGUGAAAUCCAAUCGCCUUUGCUGAACAAGUUACUCAUGAGCUCAGCAUCCAGCAGGGGAUGAGAGGUCUGCAGGCCCUUUGACCCACCCUGCUUUGGUUGUUUCCAUCUGUGAACAUGCCAUGUUCAAGCCCUUUAUAGCCAUGCAGCUCUCUGACUCCUUAGCCACCUGAAUCAGCUUUCCACACUAGCCAGGCGCGCAAGAGAAUAGAUGCAGGCAGAAUGCAUAGUGGGAGGAGUGAGAAAUACUCACAGAGAACGCAAGAAACCUGUGGUGGUUGGGACAUGAUGUCCUGGCCCCAUCUAUGCUAUUUAGGAGAGUGCAUUGAUGACCCCUGCUUCCUGUAUGGCUAAAAACAGAACAUGACACCCCCCCUCCUUGCAUUUCAAUGGUAUGACAUCACAAGCCAUUCUAUAAACUCUUGCUGGUGUAUUAGUUUGUCCCAGACUCUGUCCUUCCGUGUGCUUCCUUCUGAACAUUAAAUGUGAAUGUUUGAAAGCUAGUAGGAAUCCUUUUGACUGUAGAUACUGCUGCAAUUUUUCUUGUUUUUUUGGCGUGUCCUUUCAGAUGAUAUAUAUAUAAAUAUCUAUACAUAAUAUAUAUAUUGGAUUUGUUUUUCCCCUCUGUUCUUUCUUUCUUGUAGCAAUUGGUAACAAAUGUGUGGUUUUACAUUUAAGGUGGUCUGACUGUAAUUUAAUUUGGGGUUUGUUUUUGAAGUUUGUUUUUUUCCUCACCCUGCUGCCCCCCUCCCCCCACCUUUUCUGGUUCAGGUGAAAUUUAAUGAAUUUCAUACUUCUUCUCUGUAUGAGGUGAGACCUUCUAUUUUUGUCAUGGUGAUUGAUGCUCAGAAGUUGCAUUGAUGCCAUAUUUACAGAUGACUACAAAAUGUAAAACAACAAAAAAUUGUUGAUGUAGACAGGAUUACUGUGUUGAAAACUAAUAAAAAUGUUAAGAACCUC
Alligator mississippiensis (American alligator) is the source of this 6515-nucleotide messenger RNA. It is a transcript of the gene NDRG4, whose product is annotated as NDRG family member 4. Lineage: Eukaryota; Metazoa; Chordata; Crocodylia; Alligatoridae. The transcript has 17 exons. The record is from RefSeq and is a predicted model, not a curated record. Bases 452 to 1603 code for a protein of 383 amino acids. Gene Ontology annotation, biological process: positive regulation of ERK1 and ERK2 cascade; brain development; signal transduction. Gene Ontology annotation, cellular component: cytoplasm.